Messenger RNA from Nipponia nippon (crested ibis), 1164 nucleotides. Lineage: Eukaryota; Metazoa; Chordata; Aves; Pelecaniformes; Threskiornithidae. The record is from RefSeq and is a predicted model, not a curated record.
AUGGAUGUGAAUGUGGACUGGGACUCUGAGAAUAACAUUUGUGACACAGGUGAGAAGCAUUCAAAUUAUUCCAGAAAGACCACUAAGCAGGUGGGCCACACAUUUAGCCUCCAGAAGGAGGUAGAUAUGAAUUACUCGCAGACAUGCAGUCCUCGCAACUCUGCUGGACCGUCAGGUAAGCAGGAGCUUCCUGCAGAGUUGCAACGUGAAGACAAAGAAACCUGUGAGACCUACUACCAGAAACGAGGUGAGAGUACAGCUGGGGUAUUUGUCCCCUCCAGUACCAACUUUGACCUGCAGUGUGGAGAUAAAGAUUUAGAGCACUGUUCCUCUGAGCAGUCCAAGAAACCACGGAGAAGACUACGUGACGAUAAUGAAAAUACCGUUCUUGCUGAUGUGUUUGAUGAGGACCUGGAGCCUGUCGCUGAGGAAGCUUUGCCAUAUCGGUGCAAGAAGUGUGGUUCCUCUUUCCAGGGUACGUGCGAGCUGCAGGAACAUAAGCGAACUCACCUUGUGGAAAACUCAUACCGAUGUCCUGUCUGUGCCAAAGAGUUCUUCCGUGCGGCAAAUUUGCGCAUGCACAAGCUCAUUCAUUCUAGUGACAGACCACACAAAUGUCCAGAGUGUGACAAGGGUUUCAUUCGCACAGCUGAUGUCUGGAGGCACCUGCGCAAUGUGCACAAGAUAGAGCGCUCCAUGGUGAUCUUGGGCAAUGGCAUGGCUAGGAACCCGUGGUCGAUAGUGCACCGUAACCAACACGCUGUUGAGUACACUGAUCAGCCUUGUGCAGAAAACCAAAAGUCUGAGGAAGAUGACUAUAAACCUUAUGCCUGUCCAACGUGCGGCAAAGGUUUCGAUAAGCCUAAUCUGCUUUCCAAACACAAAGUGAUCCACCGACAAGACAAGCCCUAUAAGUGUCAGGAAUGUGGCAUGGCAUUCGUCCAGCUGCUCAGGCUGAAAAGACACCAGCAGACUCACUCUGGGGAGCGCCCUUUCUAUUGCGAGGAGUGUGGAGGGACGUUCACCCGGCUGGCAUCGCUCCAGCGCCAUCACCGCAUCCAUACUGGAGAGAAGCCCUACUCUUGCAAUUACUGUGGUCAUUCCUUCACCGAGUCAGGCACCCUACGGAGGCAUGAGCGCACACACAGAUUGGACAAAUCUUAA